UUUUGCGUUACGAGUUCCGACGAGCAACUCACCGGAAAACAACCAUUAGGUUUAGCAGAGAAGAAGAGAAGGUUCUAGAAGGACAAUAACGAUGAGUCGUAGCUUGGGGAUUCCGGUGAAGCUUCUACACGAAGCAACAGGGCACAUAGUAACCGUGGAAAUGAAGAGCGGUGAGCUUUACAGAGGAAGUAUGGUGGAGUGCGAAGAUAACUGGAAUUGUCAGCUCGAAAGCAUCACUUACACUGCCAAAGAUGGAAGGGUGUCACAACUGGAACACGUUUUUAUUCGAGGCAGCAAAGUCAGGUUCAUGAUAAUUCCCGAUAUGCUUAAGAAUGCUCCCAUGUUCAAGCGGCUAGAAUCCAGAAUCAAGGGAAAAGGUACAUCACUCGGUGUUGGACGGGGACGUGCAAUGGCCAUGCGAGCUAAAGCUCAGGCUGCAGGUCGUGGAGCAGCACCUGGUCGAGGUGUUGUGCCUCCUGUAAGAAGAUAAUCUCCCCGCAUUGGUUGGUAUCUGGUUUUUGAGUUCGUAAAUUCAUUGUAAUAGUGCAUGAGAAGCUUUGUAUCACUGAUCUUGUUCUUAUAAUCGAGAAAUGUGCAAUCUGAGAAACGCUCAAUGUAGGAUGUUGACUCUUUAUUCCAGAUAUGACUAGAUAUAAGUAU
Messenger RNA from Solanum verrucosum, 660 nucleotides. RefSeq names its product small nuclear ribonucleoprotein SmD3b-like. The coding region runs from base 92 to 490 and encodes 132 amino acids. Lineage: Eukaryota; Viridiplantae; Streptophyta; Magnoliopsida; Solanales; Solanaceae. Gene Ontology annotation, biological process: RNA processing; spliceosomal snRNP assembly. Gene Ontology annotation, cellular component: precatalytic spliceosome; spliceosomal tri-snRNP complex; U4 snRNP. The record is from RefSeq and is a predicted model, not a curated record. Gene Ontology annotation, molecular function: RNA binding. The transcript is spliced from 5 exons.